AGGUUCGCCAGGCAAGGUCGAUGGAGGGAGAGAAGAAGGUGGCCGCCAUGGAGGAGGUGAAAGGGAAGGAGACGACGGCGGAGGCGGUGGCCGCCGACGUGAGCCUGAAGCAGCUGUCCAAGAAGCUCGAUGACUUCGCCAAGGAGAGGGACUGGGAGAAGCACCAUAGCCCGAGGAACCUCCUGCUUGCCAUGGUUGGUGAGGUCGGGGAGCUGUCGGAGCUGUUCAUGUGGAAAGGGGAGGUCCAGAAGGGUUGUCCGGGCUGGGAGGAGUCGGAGAAGGAACACCUCGGCGAGGAGCUCUCCGACGUGCUGCUCUACCUGAUCCGGCUCUCUGACAUGUGCGGCGUCGACCUUGGCGACGCGGCACUGAAGAAGAUUGUGAAAAACGCCGUCAAGUACCCGGCUCCGUCAAAGGGGGCCUGAUGCAACGCCUAAUGAUCUACAGACGCGCUGCUAGUUCUUAUGCGGGCUUCUUGUCGGGCGGAUCAUGCAUCGUAGCUUUAUGUAAUUCCUAGUGGACCGAUGUCGAGAAUUUUUCUCUUAUGAGAACUUCAGUUUGCGUGGUAUGCUGUUGAAACGUCUGUGAGUGAGACAGAACGGAAUUUUGCGAAA
Molecule: messenger RNA, 614 nt
Organism: Lolium rigidum
Lineage: Eukaryota; Viridiplantae; Streptophyta; Magnoliopsida; Poales; Poaceae
Product: dCTP pyrophosphatase 1-like
Exons: 2
Coding region: 21-425 (134 amino acids)
Biological process (GO): nucleoside triphosphate catabolic process
Molecular function (GO): nucleoside triphosphate diphosphatase activity
Source: RefSeq, a predicted model, not a curated record